This is a messenger RNA of Cydia amplana, 1245 nucleotides long. It is a transcript of the gene Bub3, whose product is annotated as mitotic checkpoint protein BUB3. Gene Ontology annotation, cellular component: kinetochore; nucleoplasm; bub1-bub3 complex. Bases 197 to 1195 code for a protein of 332 amino acids. Gene Ontology annotation, molecular function: ubiquitin binding. The record is from RefSeq and is a predicted model, not a curated record. Gene Ontology annotation, biological process: mitotic spindle assembly checkpoint signaling. NCBI's taxonomy places the organism in Eukaryota, Metazoa, Arthropoda, Insecta, Lepidoptera, Tortricidae. The transcript has 6 exons.
AAAACGAAACGAAACGUCACUUAAGUCGCCAAACCGAGCCAAGCGCCGUGAUUUCGUUGAUUUCUUUAUUGUUUUAGCUUUUCAGCACCGGCAUUGGCAUUUUAUCGCUUAUAAUAAGUAACGCCGACCUUUUCAACAGAGCGGACAAUUUUAUUAACCAAAGUUACUAGACAAACCUAACAAAAUUGCUUCCACAAUGACAGUGACGCGGGUCGCGGAAUCCCGCACCGAAUUUAAACUGAAAAGUCUGCCCGAAGACGUGAUAUCAAGUGUUAAAUUUGCUCCUAAGUCCAACCAAUUUCUUCUGGUGUCAUCUUGGGACUGCUCCGUGAGGCUGUAUGAUGUGAGCGGAAACGUGGAGCGGCAUAAAUACAACCAUGAGCUUCCCGUGCUAGAUGUCUGCUUUAGGGAUGCUGUCCACUCAUACAGUGGAGGGCUUGACCAGACUCUCAAGAUGUAUGACCUCAAUGCCGGCUCGGAAACAAGCCUUGGUGAACACAAGGGUGCUAUUCGCUGUGUCGAGUAUGCAAAUGAAGUUAACGCUGUCUUGACAGGGAGUUGGGACGGAACUGUUAAAAUGUGGGACAGUAGAGUACCAAAUUGUGUUGGAACAUAUAAUCAAGGAAAUGAGAGGGUAUACACCAUGAGCAUAGUCGGCGAGAAGUUCGUAGUGGGCACGUCCGGUCGCAAGAUCUUCGUCUGGGAUGUCCGCAACAUGGGGCAUGUGAACCAGCGGCGUGAAUCCUCACUCAAGUACCAGACAAGAUGCAUCCGAGUCUUCCCUAACAAACAGGGUUACGUGCUGAGCUCUAUUGAGGGUCGCGUGGCGGUGGAAUAUCUGGACAGCAAUCCAGAGGUGCAGAAGAAGAAAUACGCCUUUAAGUGUCACCGGAUCAAGGAUGGAGGUUUAGAAAAGAUUUACCCGGUGAACGCCAUCAGCUUCCACUCCGUGUACAACACAUUCGCGACCGGCGGCUCGGACGGAUACGUCAACAUCUGGGACGGGUUCAACAAGAAGAGGCUCUGCCAAUUCCACAGGUACAACACGGCGGUAUCUUCCCUCUCGUUCUCGGCGGACGGGUCGGCGCUCGCCAUCGCGUGUUCGCAGCUCGACGAGUCUCAGCAGGAAGACCCCAAGCCCGAAGACACUAUCUACAUCCGAUACGUCACCGACCAGGAGACCAAGCCCAAAUGAACACCGCUUAGUUCAAGCCCGACAGUCUGCGACUAGUUUACGAGGUUUUU